UCCGGACCAAAGAAGAGAGAAAAAAACAUGUAGAGAUCAAUGUCAGAGAGGGAACUCAAAGAAAAAAAAAAGGAGAGAGAGAGAGAGAGAGAGGAAGAGUCAGUUUAUUUGAAAUUUAGACGCUCCAAUUCUUUAAUUCUGCUUCACCAAAUUCCACGAAAUUCAAAACCCAGCUUUAAAAACCUAGCCUUUCCAAUACCCAGAUCUCAAUUUCCUUCAGUUUGAUUAAAUUUGCCUCGUUUAAUUCAUUUCCCCUGUUUCUCGUUCAACCAGAGCAUCUUCUCUUAUAGUUCAAAAAAACUGAGCUUUUCAUUCAUCUUUCUUUGUUGUUAGUUUCGCAGCUAGCUAGCUUUGAUUCCUCUUUUGUUCUUAAAUUAUCUCUAAAUUCUCUAGAAUUUAUAUAUCCUCUGCCUUGUAUUUUUUUCCCAAACGCUCAAUUCCCAGACCAAAACCAAAUUUUACCUCUGUGUUUCGAUCCAGGAUUCUUGAAACUUUGACAAAGAGUCGAGCCAUGGGAGUCCAAAAAGAUGUAGUGAAAUUCAACGUAGGGGGCAGAAUCUUUCAAACGACGGCGACAACACUCGCAAACGCAGGCAGGGAUUCUUUUUUCGGUGCAUUGUUUGACGACAAUUGGGACUUACAACAACCACCAAACAACCGCCAAGAAUUCUUUAUCGACAGAAACCCCGACUGUUUCGCUGUCCUCCUCGAUCUCCUCCGAACAGGCGAUCUCUACAUUCCUUCCAAUGUCCCAGAAAGGCUUCUUUACAGAGAAGCCAUGUUUUACGGCUUAAUUGACCAUGUCCGUUCGGCCAAAUGGGGUCCAUUUGAUGGUAACAGGUUAAAGCUAUCCAGGUCAGUAACGGGACGAGCUCCAGGGGAUGGAACCGCCAUCCGAGCUGGUCCAGAUGGCGGCUGCUGCGUAGCUCAUGGUAGCAUGGUUCAUAUCUUUGAUUGGAUGUUAGAGGAACACCCGCCAAUCAAUCUUGACUACCAGAGAGUCAACGACAUAGGUUGGGUCAACUCGGAGCAUGUUUUGAUAAGUGCUUGCGAAAGGUUAGGGAAAGGAGAUGGUGGGAUGGGCUUGUUCAGUUCAUCAACUGGAGAUUUGAGAUACAAGUUCAACGUUGUUCAUGAUAAUCAAAUUAAGAGUUACACCGCUGGGGCUUUGAGUUUCAGUCCAGAUUAUAAGAUUUUUGCAAGUUGUAAAGGAAGAAGCAAUGAAUAUGGGAUUGGGGUUUGGGACCAAGUUACUGGUAAACAAAUGGAUUUCUUUUAUGAGAGUCCUUGCUGGUCCCUUGGUGAUGCUGAUAAGCUCCAAUGGUUGAAUGAGAGCAACUGUUUAUUAGUUGCCACGUUGUUUCCCAGGAAAGAUAACUGUUACAUCAGCUUACUUGAUUUUAGGGAGAAGAGAAUGGUUUGGUCUUGGUCUGAUAUUGGUGCUCCAUUUACUGUUGAUGAGAAGAGAGUGAGAGAUGCUAUUGCAAUGGAGGAAUGUAAUUCUGUCUGUGUAGUGAAUGAGUAUGAUGAUUUGGGGUUCAUAGAUUUAAGAAUCAAUGGAGGAAGUGUGAGAUGGAGUUCCAGAAGUAGGUUGCUCAAGGGGAAAAUGCCUGAUGAGCCUUGCUACCCCAAAUUGGCAUUGCAUAAUGGGCAGUUGUUUUCAUCAAUGAAUGACUCCAUCUCAGUGUUCUGUGGUCCUGAUUGGGUCCUAACAUCAAGGCUUCGAAGAAGUUACGGAGGUUCCAUCUGCGAUUUCUCCAUCGGGGGUGAUCGUCUCUUCGCGCUUCAUAGCGAGGAAAAUGUGUUUGAUGUAUGGGAAACUCCACCGCCACCGGUUAUAUGAUUCAACUCACGGUUGUAGCAGUCUUCUCUUUUUCAUUUUUUGUUAGUAAAAGAACAUAGUGGAUGAACUUACAAUUAAAACAAAAAAUCAUAUAGGUUAGGCAAAGAUUACAGCCUUAAAAGGCUCAUAUUUGAAGUCUUGUACUGUACAGAGUUUGCUUGCAUGCUGUUUCAAAGAAAUGAAAAUUGAUUGCUCAACGAUUAUACUUCACAAA
Molecule: messenger RNA, 2057 nt
Organism: Gossypium raimondii (Peruvian cotton)
Lineage: Eukaryota; Viridiplantae; Streptophyta; Magnoliopsida; Malvales; Malvaceae
Product: BTB/POZ domain-containing protein At2g24240
Exons: 1
Coding region: 512-1843 (443 amino acids)
Biological process (GO): protein homooligomerization
Molecular function (GO): protein binding
Source: RefSeq, a predicted model, not a curated record